UGAUGCACUCUCUGAAGUUUUUCACACGGCGUCUUCUGAAGUCACAAACUUCCCAGAGUUUGUGUCUGUUGAUGGUGAUGAUUUCAGAUUUGUUACUACGACAGUAACACGAAGAGAAGAACCCAAACAGGACUGGAUGAAAGCCGUAGAUGAUCAGUACUGGGGGGAGACUGAGAAAUUAAAGGGUCACCAGCUGUUCAAAGUCGGCCUUGACACUUUAAAGCGGCGCUUCAACCAAACUGGAGGUGUUCAUGUUUACCAGGAGAUGUACGGCUGUGAGUGGGAUGAUGAGACUGGAGAUGUUAAUGGUUAUAGACAGAUUGGUUAUGAUGGAGAAGACUUCGUAGUUCUGGACAUGAAGACAAUGACGUAUAUCGCUCCACAACAACAGGCUGUCGUCACCAAACAGAAGUGGGAUAAAGACAAAGCUCGACUAGAGUAUCUUAAGAACUACCUCACCAAUGAGUGUCUUGACUGGCUGAAGAAGUAUGUGAACUAUGGGAGGAGCUCUCUGAUGAGAACAGACCUCCCCACAGUGUCUCUCCUCCAGAAGACUCCCUCCUCUCGGGUCACCUGCCACGCUACAGGUUUCUACCCCAACAGAGCCAUGAUGUUCUGGAGGAAAGAUGGAGAGGAGCUUCACGAGGACGUGGACAAGGGAGAGAUCCUCCCCAACCACGACGGCUCCUUCCAGAUCAGCGCUGACCUUCAACUGCCCUCUGAUGACUGGGGGAAGUACGACUGUGUGUUUCAGCUCUCUGGUGUGAAGGAGGACAUUGUCACCAAACUGGACAAACGAGAGAUCAAGACCAACUACGUGAAUCCCAUGAACACCGUCAUCCCCAUCAUCGCCAUCAUCGCUGCACUCGUUCUUCUCGGCCUCGCUGUCAUUGGAUACAAGAAAUACAGAGGCAGAAGGAGGGGCUGGUGUAGACGGAGCACUGAGGAAAUGCUACUUUCAAAACUCUGCCUUAAAGCUGGAAAAACGUUACCUGCUGUUUGAAUUUAGCCCUGCUUUUAUUUUGAAAUACAGUAAGGAGCUUCCUGUAGAUGGAAGGUUAGGACAUGAACUAAAA
This is a messenger RNA of Labrus bergylta (ballan wrasse), 1076 nucleotides long. The record is from RefSeq and is a predicted model, not a curated record. NCBI's taxonomy places the organism in Eukaryota, Metazoa, Chordata, Actinopteri, Labriformes, Labridae.